AUGGGGACUCUAGUUGAUGAACACCAGAUGGCUUUCCUGAAAGGUAGACAGAUUAUGGAUGCAACCCUUCUAGCAAAUGAGUUGGUAGACUCGAGGGUGAAGCAGAUGUUACAAGGAGUGUUAUGCAAGCUUGACAUUGAGAAGGAUUACGACCACGUAAAUUGGGCUUUCCUUCUCAAAAUAUUGAGAGAUAUGGGGUUUGGCAACAAAUGGGUUAACUGGAUCGGAUUUUGUAUUUCCACUGUGAAAUUUUCACUCAUAACAAUGGCAGUCCGGAAGGCUUUUUCCAAUCACAGAGAGGCUUGA
Messenger RNA from Solanum dulcamara, 306 nucleotides. RefSeq lists its product as uncharacterized. The record is from RefSeq and is a predicted model, not a curated record. The coding region runs from base 1 to 306 and encodes 101 amino acids. Lineage: Eukaryota; Viridiplantae; Streptophyta; Magnoliopsida; Solanales; Solanaceae. The transcript has a single exon.